AGCUGACGCCUCCCGCCACGCCUCUCUCUAGAUAUAUACUCGGGUACUAUGCCAACAAAAUCUUACUAACACCCACACAACCGGCAUACUCAACUCAUUAGCAUUCAUAGCAAGCUUUCAAGCUUUGAUUAAUCAUGGACACCCAAUAUCCUACCGAACCCUUUGCCCCAAAAGCCCCGAGCGAGAAGCGUCGCUGGAACUACGAUGAGGAAAGCCAGCUCAUCCGUCUCAUUGAAAUAGAGACAAAGACUUAUGAGCAAGCAGCGCAGGUCCUUAACCGUUCCUCAUAUGCUGUCCAGCAUCGCUACGCCAUCAUCCGACAAAGGGACGUGAGCGCCACCAUAACCUGGACUCCCGAACUCGAUGCCGCUGUCAUCGACGGACACCGCCGUUUGCAGAAGCCCAAAGCCAUCUCUCGCGAGAUGAGCGUACCGGUUGAAGCCAUUCAAUCUAGAUGGCAAGCCCUCAAGAUUAUGAAAAAAGUACCGCAAGAUGUCAUCGAUCUACAGCGGCGCAAAAAGCUUCGUGAUUUCACUCCGGAAGACGACGAAGCAAUUCUGCGGUUGUAUGUAGAGGGUAAUGAGGACAAGGAGAUUGCGCAAACGCUGAAGAUAAAAGGGAAAAGUCAGACAGAGGUAAUAAACAGAAGAAGGAAGUUGGUCGCGGAUAGUUCGCCGAUUUAUAGGCGAUUAGUAAGUAUACACAAUGGUACGUGGAACGGGAAUAGGGCCAAAAUGGAGACGGAAGCCCUGGAAGUGGCGGUGGGCAGAGAUAAGUAUGAGUGGAUGGAGGAGGAGACAUAA
Alternaria rosae is the source of this 803-nucleotide messenger RNA. RefSeq lists its product as uncharacterized. The record is from RefSeq and is a predicted model, not a curated record. Lineage: Eukaryota; Fungi; Ascomycota; Dothideomycetes; Pleosporales; Pleosporaceae. The transcript has a single exon. Bases 135 to 803 code for a protein of 222 amino acids.